UGCUUGGAGAUGACAACCAAAAGGAAAAUUAUCGGCCGCUUGGUGCCCUGCCGGUGUUUUCGUGGUGAAGAAGAAAUCGUCUCGGUGUUGGAUUACUCUCACUGUGGCCUACAGCAGGUGCCAAAGGAGGUUUUUAACUUUGAACGGACGUUAGAGGAGCUUUACCUCGAUGCCAAUCAAAUUGAAGAGCUACCUAAGCAACUGUUCAACUGUCAAGCGUUACGCAAGCUGAGUAUUCCAGACAACGACCUCUCCAGUCUGCCAACUGCUAUUGCCAGCUUAGUUAAUCUCAAAGAACUUGAUAUCAGUAAAAAUGGAAUUCAAGAUUUUCCAGAAAAUAUUAAGUGUUGUAAGUGUUUAACCAUUAUUGAAGCCAGUGUCAAUCCAGUCUCUAAGCUGCCAGAUGGCUUCACACAACUUCUAAAUUUGACCCAGCUCUAUCUCAAUGAUGCCUUUUUGGAGUUUCUUCCAGCUAACUUUGGGAGGCUUGUCAAAUUGCGAAUUUUGGAGUUAAGAGAAAAUCACUUGAAAACUCUACCAAAGUCAAUGCACAAACUGACACAACUGGAGAGACUUGAUCUGGGCAAUAAUGAAUUCUCUGAACUGCCUGAAGUUCUCGAACAAAUACAAAACCUGAAGGAAUUGUGGAUGGACAAUAACUCUUUGCAAAUACUACCUGGGUCUAUAGGGAAGUUAAAACAGCUCGUGUACCUGGAUGUGUCAAAAAACAGGAUAGAAACUGUUGAUUUGGACAUAUCAGGAUGUGAAGGACUUGAAGAUCUCUUGUUGUCAUCAAAUAUGUUGCAGCAACUGCCAGACUCCAUAGGAUUGUUGAAAAGGCUCACGACCUUAAAAGUAGAUGACAAUCAGCUUACGAUUCUGCCAAAUGCAAUUGGAAAUUUAUCUUUAUUAGAAGAAUUUGACUGCAGCUGCAAUGAGUUGGAGUCUUUACCUUCCACCAUUGGCUACCUUCAUAACCUGAGGACGUUGGCUGUGGAUGAGAAUUUCCUUCCUGAACUGCCCAGAGAAAUUGGAAGCUGCAAAAACGUCACAGUGAUGUCUCUGCGCUCUAACAAGCUGGAAUUCCUCCCUGAUGAGAUUGGUCAGAUGCAGAAGCUGAGAGUGUUAAAUCUGAGUGAUAACAGACUGAAGAAUUUACCAUUCACUUUUACUAAACUUAAAGAACUUGCAGCUUUGUGGCUUUCUGACAACCAGUCCAAGGCUCUCAUUCCACUGCAGACUGAGGCUCACCCAGAAACAAAGCAGAGAGUACUGACUAACUACAUGUUUCCCCAGCAACCCCGCAGUGAUGAAGAUUUCCAGUCAGACAGUGAUAGUUUUAACCCUACUUUAUGGGAGGAGCAGAGACAGCAACGUAUGACUGUUGCCUUUGAAUUUGAAGAGAAAAAGGAAGAGGAGGAAAAUGCAGGGAAAGUUAAGGUUGAAAUAAAUCUAAAACGUUAUCCUACUCCCUACCCGGAGGAUUUAAAGAAUAUGGUAAAAUCAGUUCAAAAUCUGGUGGGCAAAACAAGCCAUGGAGUACGGCCUGAGAACUCAACACCAACUGCGAACAGUGAACAAACUGUGAAAGAAAAGUAUGAGCACAAGUGGCCCAUGGCACCAAAGGAGAUUUCAGUGGAGGUUCAAGAUACAGAAAAGAAAGAAUUCCCAAAGUGUCACCUGUCUGAUACAGACAACACUCAUAAAUCAACUCUGGAAAUCCCAGACAGCAAGGAGAAAGAAGCGCAUACUAAAAGCUCAGAGGAUGCCUUUGGACAUCCUGCCAGUGAGAUGAGGAUAGGGGAACUUCGUCCUUCCAUGCCAGAGACUCCGUUGUACCCACCCAAACUUGUUCUUCUGGGUAAAGAGAAGAAAGAAUCGACAGAUGAGUCUGAAGCAGAUAAAAUCCAUUGUCUGAAUAACAGCGUUUCCUCAGGCACUUACUCAGACUAUUCCCCUUCCCAGGCUUCCUCAGGGUCCUCCAACGCGCAUGUUAAAAUGGGGUCCUUGCAGACAACGGCUAAAGAAGCAGUGAAUAACUCUUUGUGGGGGAACAGGUGUGCUCGGCUGGCGCAGACGUUCCCCCAGCCCCUUGAGACAAAGCCAUUGCUGAGCCAGCGGGAGCCGGCCGUGGCGGGGAACCUGCCGGCACGCACGGACCGGCGCCCGCUCAGCGACACCUUCGCCGACAGCUGGAACGACAGCUCGCACUACGACAACACGGGCUUCGUCGCGGAGGAGAGCGCGGUGGAGAACCCCAGCGCCAACCCCCUCCUCACCACCAAGUCCAGAAGCACGUCCGCACACGGGCGCAGGCCGUUGAUCAGACAAGACAGGAUAGUCGGCAUUCCCCUGGAGCUGGAGCAGCCGACGCUCAGAAACACACACGAAUCUGAAGUGCCUCCUCCCAAUCCUUGGCAAAAUUGGACCAGAACCCCUAGUCCUUUUGAAGACAGGACAGCUUUUCCUUCCAAACUGGAAAGCACCCCCACCACCAGCCCUUUGCCUGAGCGGAAAGAUCAUGUCAAAGAGUCUCCUGAAAUGACUAGCACUUUCACUCCAGGAAUAGCGUGGGAAUAUCACGAUUCAAACGCUAACAGAAGUCUCACAAACGUCUUUUCCCAUAUCCACUGUCGCCCAGAUCCUUCCAAAAACGUUAUUUCCAUCAGCAAGAGUACAGAGCGACUUUCUCCCAUGAUGAGGGAUUUAAAAACUAACAAAUUUAAGAAGUCGCAAAGUAUCGAUGAGAUAGACAUUGGUACAUACAAAGUGUAUAAUAUACCCUUAGAAAACUAUGCAUCUGGUAACGAUACUGUAGGAACCCACGAGAGGGUGGACAAGCUGCUGGGCCCGGAGCACGGCAUGCUGAGCAUGUCCCGCAGCCAGUCGGUCCCCAUGCUGGACGACGAGCUGCUGACCUACGGCAGCGUCAAGGUGCAGCCGCAGCAGAAGUCGUCCGUCACUAAGAAAGUCUACCAGUUCGACCAAAGCUUCAACCCGCAGGGAGCAGUGGAGGUCACCGCGGAGAAGAGGCUGCCGCCGCCUUUCCAGCUCAACCCCGAGUACAUUCCCCAGCAGACUAAAAACCUGCCCCAGGAUCUGGUCAGCCCGAGGGCCUACCGCGGCUACCCGCCCGUGGAGCACAUGUUCUCCUUCUCCCAGCCUUCGGUGAAUGAGGACGUGGUCGGGGCUCCCUUUGCGAGCCAGAGCUCCCGGCCGGGGUUCUUGAGGAGAGCGGAUUCGUUGGCCAGCUCCACCGAGAUGUCCAUGUUCAGGAGAGUCAGCGAGCCCCACGAGCUGCCCCCGGCCGACAGGUAUGGCCGGCCUCCCUACCGAGGGCCCGUGGAGCGCCAGGGCAGUAUCUCGGUCUCUGAGUCUCAGUUCCUCAAGAGGAACGGCAGGUACGAAGACGAGCAUCCUUCCUACCAAGAAGUGAAAGCCCAGACUGGAAGCUUUCCAGUUAAAAACCUUACACAAAGGAGGCCGUUGUCUGCCAGAAGCUACAGUACAGAGAGUUACGGCACAUCCCAAACCAGGCCGGUUUCAGCGAGGCCAACAAUGGCAGCUCUGCUGGAAAAGAUACCGUCAGACUAUAACUUGGGUAACUAUGGCGACAAGCCUUCCGAUAACAGUGAUAUAAAGACAAGGCCUACCCCUGUGAAGGGAAAUGAGAGCUGUGCUAAAAUGCCCGCUGACUGGAGACAACAGCUACUUAGACAUAUAGAAGCUAGAAGGUUAGACAGGACCGCUGCUUACAAACACAACACAGUUAGCCUUGGCAUGCUGCACUCUGGAGGGUUUUCAGCAAUGCAUGCCGGCAGAAGCAUGACUUUAAACUUGCAGACUAAAUCUAAAUUUGAAAACCAAAUGCUUCAAGAGCUACCUCUACCGAAAACCCCGUCGCAGCAGAGCAGCAUUCUGGACAACGGGCAGGAGGAGGUGUCUGUGAGCAGCCAGUGGAACCCCUACCCGCUGGGCCGGCGGGACGUGCCCCCCGACACCGUCACCAAGAAGGCAGGUAGCCACAUCCAGACUCUAAUGGGAUCCCAAAGCCUGCAGCACCGGAGCCGCGAGCAGCAGUACGAGGGGAACAUGAACAAAGUCACCAUCCAGCAGUACCAGCCGCCGCUGCCCAUCCAGAUCCCCUCGUCGCAGAGCUCCCGCGCGCCGCAGACGGGACGGUGUCUGAUCCAAACCAAGGGCCAGAGGAGCACGGACGCCUACCAGGAGCAGUUUUGUGUGAGGAUAGAGAAGAACCCUGGCCUUGGUUUUAGUAUCAGUGGUGGAAUAAGUGGACAAGGAAAUCCAUUCAAACCCUCUGAUAAGGGUAUCUUUGUUACUAGGGUUCAGCCUGACGGACCAGCAUCCAGCCUGCUCCAGCCUGGCGACAAGAUCCUCCAGGCGAACGGACACAGUUUUGUACAUAUGGAACACGAGAAAGCUGUAUUACUACUGAAGAGUUUCCAGAACACGGUAGACCUAGUUAUCCAACGUGAGCUUACUGUCUAA
This is a messenger RNA of Colius striatus (speckled mousebird), 4509 nucleotides long. RefSeq names its product leucine rich repeat containing 7 (gene LRRC7). Gene Ontology annotation, biological process: neurotransmitter receptor transport, endosome to postsynaptic membrane; neurotransmitter receptor transport postsynaptic membrane to endosome. Gene Ontology annotation, molecular function: protein binding. The record is from RefSeq and is a predicted model, not a curated record. Gene Ontology annotation, cellular component: postsynaptic membrane; adherens junction; postsynaptic density. The coding region runs from base 10 to 4509 and encodes 1499 amino acids. Lineage: Eukaryota; Metazoa; Chordata; Aves; Coliiformes; Coliidae. The transcript is spliced from 25 exons.